CUAACUGAUGAACCACAACAAAUUGAACACUUUAAUUAUAAACAAGAAUUGAAUCGUAAAUUAACUUUGCCUUCAAUUUUAGGCCUAAGUUUUUCUGUCAUGUCAAUUCCUUUGGGUAUAUCAACAACAAUGUAUACAGGACUAAUAGAUGGUGGUGCUGUAACAAUCUUUUACGGCUGGAUAAUUGUCUUUCUAAUGUCUUUAUGUGUUGCAAUGUCCCUAGGUGAAAUGUCCGGAAAAUAUCCUUCUGCUGGUGGAAUUUAUCAUUGGUCUUAUAUUUUUGCAAAUUCAAAAUAUAAUCUAAUAACAUCCUUUUAUUGCGGUUGGUUAUUAUUAAUAGGCAAUUGGACAAUGUGUGUAUCAAAUUUGUUUUCUGGUGCUCAAUUCAUUCUAUCCAUCUUUGGUAUCAUUGAUACAACCUAUCAUCCUCAUUCAUUAGUAACUUUAUUUGUAUUUUUUUUGUUAGUAUUAAUUUGUGCAAUCAUUAAUCUAAAAUUUUCAAAACAUUUAGACAGGAUUAAUAAAGUCUGUAUUUACUGGACAAUUUAUACAGUUUUAAUCAUUGAUAUAUUGUUAAUGAUAUUUUCACCAAGAUUUAAUGACUUAAAAUCAAUUUUCACAAGCUUUGAUUCAUCAAGAUCAGGUUGGCCAGCACCCAUCGCAUUUAUUAUUGGAUUUCAGCAAGGUGCAUACACAUUUCAAGGAUUCAAUUUAAUCCCUUCAAUGUCUGAUGAAGUUAAAGCCCCAGAAAAGAACAUAACAAAGGGAAUGAUUUAUUCUGUUAUUAUUGCAGGUUUGACGGGCAUAAUUUUCAUAAUCCCACUAUUAACGAUCCUACCGGAAUUAGCCUUGUUGUUAGAUGAAGAGAGUAAUAUACUACCAAUUGAGGUCAUAUUUAAGAUUUCAUCAAAUUCUUUAAUAGUUACAUUGCUAUUUGUUAUAUUAAUUUGUGGAACUAUAAUAAUCGGUGGAAUUGGAGUGUUUACAGUGGCAUCAAGAUCAGUCUAUUCGUUAUCAAGAGAUAACGGGAUUCCCUUCUCUAAAUUUUGGAACCAAGUUUCGAUAAAUAAUAACGAGAAUGAUGAAGAAGGAGAUGGUGACUAUAGUAUAAUUCCCAAAAAUGGGAUUUAUUUAACUACUAUUAUAUUGAUAGCUAGUGGAAUCUUUUCUUUGUUUUCUACAUCGGCUUUCAAUGCAUUUAUGGGUUCGGCUAUAAAUUGCCUAACAGUUUCAAAUAUUUUGCCAAUAUUAUCGUCGAUAUUAAAUAAACGAGUUAAGCUAAAAGGCAGUUAUUUUCGAUUAAGAUCAUUGGGAUAUAUGAUUAAUGUUUUAUCGGUGUUUUGGUCUUUUUUUCUAUUAAUUGUAUUGUCGUGUCCACCAAGGAUCCCGGUUAAUUUUAUUACAAUGAACUAUACGAGUUUGAUAUUUGUUUUGACAUUGAUGUUUAUAAGUUUGUUGUAUGUUGUAUAUGGAAAGAACCAUUUUCAUGGGCCAUUAGUAGAUGGAAAU
This is a messenger RNA of Ascoidea rubescens DSM 1968, 1509 nucleotides long. RefSeq names its product Tpo5p (gene TPO5). The record is from RefSeq and is a predicted model, not a curated record. NCBI's taxonomy places the organism in Eukaryota, Fungi, Ascomycota, Saccharomycetes, Ascoideales, Ascoideaceae. Gene Ontology annotation, cellular component: membrane. The transcript has a single exon. Gene Ontology annotation, biological process: transmembrane transport. Gene Ontology annotation, molecular function: transmembrane transporter activity. The annotation marks the transcript as partial.